Wasmannia auropunctata (little fire ant) is the source of this 2929-nucleotide messenger RNA. Its product is annotated as sodium-coupled monocarboxylate transporter 1. Gene Ontology annotation, molecular function: symporter activity. Gene Ontology annotation, biological process: sodium ion transport; transmembrane transport. Lineage: Eukaryota; Metazoa; Arthropoda; Insecta; Hymenoptera; Formicidae. Gene Ontology annotation, cellular component: membrane. The record is from RefSeq and is a predicted model, not a curated record. Bases 634 to 2622 code for a protein of 662 amino acids. The transcript is spliced from 7 exons.
CGACUUUGGACCAUCAACCGAUUGGUCCGCAACGAAAAUAUGUUGCUACUUUGAUCCAGCGACAAAUAACACCAUUUCGAAUAUUCCAGCCAUGCUGUGUGGACUUCCCAGUAUUACGUCGGCGGCUGACCACGUCGCAUGGACUGUGAAUUCACUUCGAAAUCGGAUUCAGCCGAUCUGCGAAACGUACGGAACUUCAAAGUGCUGUGUACGAACUCGUGAACAUCGUAUGGUGAUUGACUGACGACCAUAGAUUUUCCACGUCUCAUCCUCUAUCUCGAUCGGGAAACUGAUCGAGUUACCUUGAUCGGAGAACGCGGGAGCCUUUCGUAAUUUUACUUAUUCGUCGACAAACAAUCGUGAAGCCGGCAUCUUUGUGUCCAUAAGUGCUGCUGAAUCACCCAAAUUAUCAUCGUGACAAAAUAAUAUAAUGCUAUACGAAAUAAUGCUUACGUAAUAGUAAUAUUAUCAGACGAAGUGAAAGGAAACGCGUCCCGACCUUGGCAGACAACACACAAUACCCAGAAUGUGGAUAACGCAAAUAUUCCAUCCGAAAUCAUCAAAUAUGUAACAUUACAGCCUACAGACGAACCUCAAUCACAGAAGGAGUUCCGAAGCAACCCUGGAUACAGGAUGACGACCCAUAUCACAUCGAUGGUGGUGGACUAUCUGGUGUUCAUCGGAUUCAUCGUGAUUUCCUUCCUAAUACCGCUAUGGGGGAAUUUCAAAACGAAGAAAAAGGAGACAAAGGCAAAUUAUGUGUUUGCCACCGGUACCGUGUCGAUGGGCGCAAUGAUGUUAUCAAUCGCACGUGGGACUCUCGGUGUCAGGUCCUUCCUGGGUUAUCCUUCGGAGCUGUAUUAUCGAGGUAGUGCCAUGUGGGAGACUCUGUACGGGAUGCUCUUGGCAUAUCCCAUCGUCUGUUUCGUCUUCGUACCUGUUUACUACAGCCUCGGUAUUACAUCAGUCUACCAAUAUUUGGACAUGAGGUUCAAGUCAAAACUAGUCAGAUGUUUGGCGAGUUUCUCUUACGUUAUACGGAGUCUCCUGAAUUUGGCGGUCACAGUAUUCACGCCUUGCGUCGCGUUGAAAGCGGUAAUAGGUCUUCCGUACUGGGCUAGUAUCGUGGGAAUAACGACUAUUUCCGUGGCUUUCACGAUCAUAGGAGGUUUAAAAGCCGCUAUUCUAUCGGAUGUUAUACAAGGCCUGGCAAUGAUUGGUGUAUCUGUGGUAAUCAUUAUACAGGGAACUAUCAAUGUUGGCGGACCAGCUAACGUCCUCAAUGUAACUUACGAACGCGGACGAUUGGAUUUUUUCAAUUUUGAUAUGGAUCCGACUCUUCGAGUAACGACAGUGUCGGCGACAGUAGGGCAGCUUUUCAUGAGUUUAUCUAUUUUCGGAUGUCAGCAAAAUUUUGUUCAGAGAUAUUGCAGUAUGUCCAGUCACAGAAAGGUUGUCAAAACGAUGAUGGCCAACAUGCCUAUAAUCAUAGUCUUAUUUUCAUUAUCUUGGAUUGUUGGAAUGGUAAUUUUUGCUAAUUACGCCGACUGCGAUCCACUCAGUCUGGGAUAUAUUUCCAAGAUCGAUGAAAUUGUACCAUUCUACGUCGAAGAUCAAUUUUCGAACGUCCCCGGAAUGUUUGGUCUGGUCAUGGCAACUCUCUUCAACAGCGCCUUGACUUUGGCAGUAUCAAAUCUCAAUUCUCUCGCGACGGUGACUUUCGAAGAUUUUCUGAGUCACAUACCGGCGAUGAGUGAUCUGAAAGACACGCAGCAGCUUCAUGCGAUCAAAAUAAUCGGUGUUAUCUAUGGUUUGCUAAUAAUCGGCCUUAGCUUCUUGGUAGCCAUGCUAUCCGGCGUAAUAGAAUCUUCUAUGCUGAUGACGUCAGCGACAUCCGGACCCCUUCUUGGUGUAUUUCUCCUCGCUAUGUUGAUACCAUGUGCCAACUGGAAAGGUGCCGCCGCUGGCAUGAUUUUUAGUCACGUAACGACGAUGUGGAUCACCUUCGGUCAUCUCAAUCUGGGUACUGUCACCGAGAUGCUACCUCUGUCUACGGAGAAUUGCCAUAACGAGACGUUUUCCUCAUGGGUCACCAAACCGAUUAGUCUAGAGUAUUCUACACCGAACAUCUCUAGCUGGACGACAAUUCAGGAAAAUGUAACGCUACCUAAUCUGUCUGUCAACGAGACCAAUAAAUCAUCGAAUCCUUUAAAUGUUCUUUAUGGGAUCACCUAUAUGUAUUAUGCUCUCAUUGGUAGCAUAACGACGGUUGGCGUUGGUAUCAUCGUGAGUUUAAUUACGGCCGAUGCGGAAGCUGACAAGUACGAGGCGCAUUUGCUGCAUCCUAUGGCACGAAAGAUAGCGGGAUUAUUUCCCGGAAAACGGAGGCUCUACGCCAGCAACACUCGUCUUGGGAAUAAAAACGAUAUAAACGCCACGAAUGCAACUCUUUCCUCGAUGAUGUCUAUUCCCGAUAGUGUCGAGAAAGUAACUUGUCCUCAAGGAUGCGUCGAUGACAGGGGAAAGCUACAUUUAGAUGAAGGCUAUGUAGAGAAAUUGAACGCGCUAAAGAGUGCUUCUCUCGAUGUAACUAAUGAGAUCGGUAAGCAUACUAGGUUGUAAUACUGUAUAAACGCAAGCUCGCGAAUGUUCUUCAUAUACAUUAUUCGCCGCAGUAUUACCAUUGGAUCGAAAAUCUCAACACUUGCGAAAGUAGGGAUAUAUACUGUGAUGAACUCAGCGAGCGCGAACAGUUGUGUAUAUGUUAGUGCCAAAUUUUAUUAUCCAAACAUGGUACAUGUGGGUUUGUGACCUGUGCGCGUGAAACGUAAUUACGCGUAAGCAAAGUUUCCCUCAAUUACAGAGUGCUCGAGCUACUCUCACAUUCAGCUCAAAAUAUCGUUCAAAUGAAGGCAAUUCAGAAACGUAA